Molecule: messenger RNA, 813 nt
Organism: Schizophyllum commune H4-8
Lineage: Eukaryota; Fungi; Basidiomycota; Agaricomycetes; Agaricales; Schizophyllaceae
Exons: 2
Coding region: 13-588 (191 amino acids)
Source: RefSeq, a predicted model, not a curated record
UUGUCAUUGACAAUGCCAAUGUCGUCGAUUUCGAAAGACGGGGCUGCACCCGCAGCGAAGGACGCACCCUUGAGCUCGACACCGGCUAUAUCUUCCACGCUCGUUGUCGAACAAACGCCGUAUUCUCGAACGGGCAAGUCGCGGACGAGCAAGACGAGCGAUCGGCGCGCUCGUUCCAGCGGACCCAUCCCAACGCCACUGCACAAGAAACGCCGUCGCCGCUUGGUAUACGCAAUCAAGCUCACGGAGGAAGGCAUGAGAUCGUUCAACGAGGAGCACUUCGGACCUCCGCCUGCUGGGCUCACCGAGGAGCAGUACGAGACCUGGUGGGAAAAGCGACAAUGCAGUCUGUCCGCUAUCAUACCUAGGCACUGCAUCCACCGCUUCAACCUGCAUGCUGCGAAUCCGAGUCUGGUAACCCUCAUCCGUGACGGGAAUACCCUUGAAUCGGCGGUGGCGUUCGCAGACAACUCCUCUCGUCGCACCAGUGCGCUGCCAUCCCCGCAGCUCGUCGCCGAUGUUGCCAAGUAUAUGCAUCAGGAGGGCGACAGGCCGCAGUGGUAUAGGUUCGCCAAGACGGGUGAUUAGUCGCUCGAGAAUGUAUUGGGGGCGCUUACCUCGCAAAAUGCCUCAAGGGCCCGAAUCUUGUCACUCCUCCACACAUUACCCUCUGCUCAACCGCACCAUCAUCCGGAUCGUUCAUCAUCCCACAUAUGCCCUUGCUUUGCUCAUGCUGUCCUGUGCAAUACUUUCUGUGUAAUACCACAGUAAUUGACAAAUUCAAUCACUUGUUCGCUGCGCGCGGUGCCUCGU